Plutella xylostella (diamondback moth) is the source of this 1251-nucleotide messenger RNA. RefSeq names its product beta-1,3-glucan recognition protein 4 (gene BGRP4). Gene Ontology annotation, biological process: carbohydrate metabolic process. Gene Ontology annotation, molecular function: hydrolase activity, hydrolyzing O-glycosyl compounds. NCBI's taxonomy places the organism in Eukaryota, Metazoa, Arthropoda, Insecta, Lepidoptera, Plutellidae. The record is from RefSeq and is a predicted model, not a curated record.
ACACGACUGAUACAGUUUCAGUAGUGAGAGUGUUUCUAUUACAGAAACAUGAAGCAUCUUCUAUUAUGCGUGGUGGCGAUGGCCGUGGCCGUGUCGUCGUCGGGCGAUACGGCCCGCGGCGACCGUUGCACGCCGAGUGUCACCACGGUCAGCGGCACGCACGCGCCGGUGACCGUAUGCUCCGGGGCGCUCAUCUUCGCUGAUGACUUCGAAGAGUUUGAUCUGGAGAAGUGGCAGCACGAGAACACUUUGUCUGGUGGCGGCAACUGGGAGUUCCAGUGGUACAGCAACAACCGGUCCAACUCGUUCGCGCACAGCGGUCUGCUGUUCAUCCGGCCCUCGCUGCUGGCGGACCAGUUCGGGGCCAACUUCCUCACCAGCGGCACUCUGGACAUCGAGGGCGGCGCGCCUGCUGACAGAUGCACAAACCCCAAGUGGUACGGCUGCGAGCGGUCCGGCUCUCCCUCCAACAUCAUCAACCCGAUCAAAAGCGCGCGCGUGCGCACCGUGGACUCGUUCUCGUUCCGCUACGGACGCGUGGAGGUGCGCGCUAAGAUGCCGGCCGGGGACUGGCUGUGGCCCGCAAUCUGGCUGAUGCCAGCGCACAACGUUUACGGCACGUGGCCGGCUUCAGGCGAGAUCGACCUGGUGGAGUCUCGCGGCAACCGAGACAUGUACAACGGAGGCGUCCACAUCGGCACCCACGAGGCGGGGUCCACCCUGCACUAUGGUCCUUACCCGGAGCUGAACGGAUGGGAGCGCGCGCAUUGGGAGCGGAGGAAUAAUAGGGGAUAUAAUGCAGAGUUCCAUAGAUAUCAGCUGGAGUGGACUCCUGACUUCAUCAAGUUCAGCAUCGACGACGUGGAACUAGGCCGCGUGUCUCCCGGCGCCGGCGGCUUCUGGCAGCACGGCGGGUUCAACUCACACAACGUGGAGAACCCCUGGCGUUAUGGCAGCAAGAUGGCGCCCUUCGACCAGAAGUUCUACCUGAUCAUGAACGUGGCCGUCGGAGGGACUAACGGGUUCUUCCCCGAUGGUGUUACGAAUCCGCUGCCGAAGCCGUGGUGGAAUGGAUCGCCUAGUGCCGCCGCAGACUUCUGGAACGGUCGUAACGGCUGGCUGCCCACUUGGAACCUGGACAAGAACGAUGGCCGCGACGCCUCGCUACAAGUGGACUACGUGCGAGUUUGGGCUCUCUAGAGCACUACGUCGUUUAACUCGUUGUGUGCAUAACACAAUGAAAUACCUAUA